CGCCGGUAUCGUAUGUGCCUCGUAUACGGAUUCACGGGCCGGUGAAUGCAGAAACCGUGUGUUUCUGAAGAAUAGUAAUCGUUGUUGCGGAGUGUCAGUCCUCACCGCUCGCGUGGUGAAGGUGUAUAUGAGAACGGCACGCGUGUAUAUCUAUCGGUUCGCGUAUAGUUGUGUAUCGGUGUGCGGAUGCUCGCGGUGGUGGCAUAGGUAGUACCAGGGGAUCACCGAGCGAAUCCGGAACGUUUCAUUGUCGUACACGCGGCGGCCGCAUCGCGAUCGUGCUGUCGCUAUCGAUCCAGUUACUUCUCAUUCGUAGUUGGAAAACUUUUUCUUCUUUUUCCCGCGGAGGGAAAUUUCGUUCUUCUUCGGCUCGGUUCAUCGCGCGCGGAACAUCGUUCAUUGUCCCGGGAUGCGCUAAUUCGUACCUCAAAUGCGUCGUAUUCGCGAAUUACUGGAACGGGGUGAAUCCUCCUCGUCCCAUGACUCAGUUCACGGAAAGUCGGCUUUAUUAAUAGUCCUUUAGCGCGGACUAUUCGGCAAAGUGUUUUUUGUGCGUACCAGAGAAAGUGGCGUUGAAUCAAAUUAUGAGGCGGCCAAAUAACCGUGAAGAGGAACGUUGAGCCGAUCAACGUGGGGGAGAGCCGGAUACCAGUUCCACGCGCGGCACGGCCGUCUUUUUUCCCGAAAUCGAGAGUACUUGGUACACCGUCGCUUAUACCUGGGCAUCGGCGUUCAUUGAUACUCUCGGGAUGUUUACAAUUCGUCGAUGCCGAGGACGAGUCCGGUACUCAUAAAAAGUGUGGGCCACAAGCUGUGUCUACACCGUCGAUCGAAGAUUCGGGACCUAAGACAUUCACGAUAUCACCCGUGUGGGAUAUUGAUAAAGAUGACGUGCAACAACUGGCUAAUUUUUCCGAAGAAAAGAGCAACUUUUUCAGUUUGCUCGAGAAUUCUCAAUUGAAUAUGAUUGAGGACGCCGGCGAUAGCUGCCUCUUGGAUACAUCUCUUGGUUACAAUGAUACCGCAAUAAACGCAACACCGCACUAUUUAAUGCUCAACAAACAGAACUCCUUUGAACAUGACGAAAGCCUGGGUAUAUUGACUCCCGACCAGAUGACCGACUUCACAGUUGCACUAGAGUGCUCUAGGACACCAUCCUGCGAAAAUCUUACAGGAUCAGCAGGUUCUAGAUUAGCAUUAACGAGAGCAUCUGCGUCACGACCAUCCGCCGAUGUUGAACCGACCGAGGAGGCUUCUAGCGAGAGGACACCGUCUCCGGAGGAACUUCCACUGGAUCCUAAACCCACGGAACCCGUUAGAGGCACUGUUCCUAUCAGUUUUGUAACAUCGGUGACGAGUAUCACUAGUCUUGAGGCUGGAUAUCAAGGUGACGGUGAAAACUCAAGGCCAGCAAGUCGUGGGGCUGAUCCACCGUCCGUCGCACCACCGCCAAAUCUUCCCGUUCCUUGCAGGCAAGAUCCGAUGACGGAUUCGGAUUUCUUUACGGAAAGUGAUGCUGACGCAUAUGAAGAAAUCGUGCGCGGUGAUAGAAAAGCUCAGGUGAUCGACGGUACUCUUUUCUGUGCGCCUGGUGGCCGAAGAUGUCCGAGCUUUACCGGAGAAGAAAUGGAUUCGAGUGGAAUUUAUUCAGAUCUUGAUAAAAGGCAGGACGAACUUCAAGCUCCCGAGGAAGCAAUUGAGGAACACGGGGAUCGCACGCCGGAUACUAUUGAUACCGAAGUUUCCCAGAGAAGUCAGCCUACACCGAUUAAAGCGGACGUUAUUAUGGAUUAUUUGCAGGCUCCUGUAAAUUCUCUGGAUGGAUUAACUGAUUCGAACGGUUCGAUAAAUCCUGUGGAAGUCACGGUAAUCGAGGUGGAAAGGACGAAUGACAGCAUAAGAUCGAAAGCACAGAGCAAAGCUGAUUUAAUUCCGUUGAAGAAAUACAAAAUGCCUAAGAGAAACGUUGUCUCGAAAAUCAAAGCGAUGAUUGAAUCCGGUCCAAAGGAUGAAGCGGAAAAAGAAGCUCGACGUUUGCAGAGAUCUAGAAAUGGACGUUGGGAUGCUGUUAUGAGUAAAAUUGAGGCUGGAAAAAAUGAGCAAAGAACUAGGACGGUUAGAAAAGAAGUGAAAUCCAGAGUACUCCAAAGUAUUGGUCAAUCAUCUUCUACAGGAUCAAUUCAAAAAAAAGUCGGUGAUGCAAAUAAUAAUAGUAAUAAGGAUAAAAGGAGAAUACGUGGCCGGCAAGAAACAAAGUCACCAAUUGAAGAAACUGCCAGAAGCUCCGUUCGUAGCUCUCUGAGUGAUCUCAGCACUGGACGCAGCAAAGACGCACCAAAGAGAUCACCAACAUCGAUAAAUCCACCAAGAAGACUGGUAGCAAACGGUCGUGGUAGUCAACAGAAUCGUGUCAAUAGUUUCGACACCAAGAAGAACUGCGUAGAAAUUUCGCCUAUCAAUCUCGAGAAGAGCCCGUCAGCGACGCGAAAAACGACAAUAACGAGAAGAUUACCAACUACUGUCCCAGGGAAACAGCAUAGUUUAACAUCGAUAAAAGAUCGCGAAACUAAGGAGCACAGUAAUAGCUAUGUGGUGACAAGAGCGUCUUUAGAGACGCGAGAUCAGGCCGCACAAACCGACAUACCUUAUGAUGCACUUCGAGUAAAACGAGCGGAACAAGUUAUACAAGCUCUUUCUAUAACCGUACAAUAUCUGGCCUAUGAGUUGGACGCAUUUUCUACACCAAAACUUAAGAAAGAUUGCGAGAAUAUGAAAAAGGAAUGGAUGUCUUCGUGCGCGGAGAUUGAAAAAUUGAGGGCUAGAAACCUCGGCAUUGAAGAUAGACUAGAAUCGGAGAGAGAGAGUCAUCGGAGAGCCUUGGACCAGCUUCGUGAAGAUCUGGAAGCUCGACACGCGGAACAAAUCGCCAUCUUGGAAGCGGCUCUACAGGAAGAGAGGCGCAAAUGCGAAGUCAGAUUACGAGAUUCGUUAAAUGAGACUGCAAAAGAACAUCGAGCCGCAAUCGUGAAAUUGCGGUCGGAACAAGAGGCUGAACUGAUACGAAAGGAAGCGGAAUUUAAGAGAAGAUCUGUCGUUCACGAUCAGGGGGCUGCGCUCACGGCCGAAGUUGAAUCUUUAAGAUCGGUGCUAGAGAUUAAAAGUCAAGAAAACGCUACGUUGAGAUCGGAUCUUGAUAAUAUCAAGCGAGAAAUCGAGGACAAAGAAGCUUUACAGCAACGCUUGGACACACUUGAGGCCAGAUGCGAAGAUUUGAAAGCGCAGAUUCAAUGCAAAGAAGCUCUCGAGAGGCAAAUAUCUCAUGAUAAUGAGGUACUUCACGAAUCGAUUCAUCAGAUUUCCAAGCAGAAUAAACGUUUGGCACAACGUAAUGAAGAACUGCAAUGGAGGUUGCGUCAAAAAAACGAAGUAGUGACCGUUCUUGCGAAUUUGACGCCUAGGCUUUCACGUUCUUUAGGCCCGGAACACGUCGAACAGAGUCUUUCACCCGACAAGAACGGUCCGCAGUCUUCAUCUAUGGUUAAAUUUAUGGUACAGAAAGGUGAUUCGGUUUCAUGGACAUUGGAAAUCGAUGAUGAAUUUUCAAAGGGAGGAUCUGAUACAUCUUCAUUGGCAACACCACCAAAAAUGGGUAGAUCGGAAACAACUACAUCAGUAUCUAGACAAGGAUCGCUCAGAUUAACGCCUAGAAGGCCUUCCGUAGAUAUGAGAGCAAGAUCCAAAAGUAUUUCCGUUACGGAUUCCACACGAGUAGAGGAAUCCACUUGGUCGCCUACAUUUAAUUCUACACCGAUUACUCGACGAAGACCUAGAAGUGAUCCAUCUUCUUCAGCUUCGUCCACUUCCUCGUCAUCCUCUUCUUCUGCAACAGCAGUAACUACAAAUUCUGCGGUGGCUGUUGCUGUUGCUGCAGCGGCGGCUGUCAUUGUGGUGCAAGUCAAAGGCCUCAAGAAGCAGGUGGUGAAGCAAUGAUUUCAGAAGAAACAUCUGCCACAAGUAGCGAGGAUGAAUCGUCCACGAGUAGCGAUAUUCCUCCAUUGCCAAUACAAUUUUCUUGGGGUAAACCAAUUAAGUAACGUUCUCAUAGUCCUCUCGCUUAAUACUUAAUAUUUCGAUUGUGAAGAGUUAAUAUAAUUCAAUUGGAACAAGUUUAUUUGGUAAUUCCAUAAUAUUUUGUGACAAUUACUCCAAGUGUUUCCAAGAU
This is a messenger RNA of Apis dorsata (giant honeybee), 4222 nucleotides long. RefSeq names its product myosin-2 heavy chain (gene toc). Gene Ontology annotation, molecular function: microtubule binding. The record is from RefSeq and is a predicted model, not a curated record. Lineage: Eukaryota; Metazoa; Arthropoda; Insecta; Hymenoptera; Apidae. The transcript is spliced from 12 exons. Bases 964 to 3990 code for a protein of 1008 amino acids. Gene Ontology annotation, cellular component: nucleus; cytoplasm.